AUGUUUCGCUGCGGCCGGGUCCUGACAUCGGAAGGUUGCAGAAAGGCUACUCCGCAGUCGCUCAUGGCGUACGGAAAGAUGAAGCGUUACAUGCGGGAUAGAGGGCAUGGUAUGCGGGCACCUCGAAAGCAAAGCACUGGACCUGUUAGAAGUGGAUGUCACCUUCGACCUCAACUAAGAUGCAUUGUUCUGACCCCUCCCUCGCCUUCUACCACUCUCUACCGCCGCUCAACAGGCAAGAUCGAGGUGCCCACCUGGGUUGACAUCGUCAAGACCGGUCACUUCAAGGAGCAGGCCCCUUACAACCCAGACUGGUUCUACGUCCGCGCCGCCGCCCUCGCCCGUCACAUCUACCUUCGCAAGGCUGUCGGUAUCGGCCACCUGCGAAAGUUCCACGGUGGUGCCUCCAACCGCGGAUUCCGCCCUUCGCACCACGCUGACGCCUCCGGUUCGGUUCAGCGCAAGGUCGUUCAGGGUCUCGAGGGCAUCGGUGUUCUCGAGAAGGACCCCAAGGGUGGUCGUCGUAUCUCGCAGGAUGGUAUGCGUGACCUCGACCGAAUCGCCGUCGCCUGCCUCGAGGCUCUCGCUGAGGAGGACGAGUCCGAGUCCGAGGAGGAGGCGGACGAGGAGGAGGAUGACGAGUAA
Pseudozyma hubeiensis SY62 is the source of this 645-nucleotide messenger RNA. Its product is annotated as 40S ribosomal protein S19. NCBI's taxonomy places the organism in Eukaryota, Fungi, Basidiomycota, Ustilaginomycetes, Ustilaginales, Ustilaginaceae. Gene Ontology annotation, cellular component: ribosome; cytosolic small ribosomal subunit. Bases 1 to 645 code for a protein of 214 amino acids. Gene Ontology annotation, biological process: translation; ribosomal small subunit assembly. The transcript has a single exon. Gene Ontology annotation, molecular function: structural constituent of ribosome; RNA binding. The record is from RefSeq and is a predicted model, not a curated record.